UCUGAAAACAGGGACGAAAAGAAUGGUUGGUACAACUAUUCAUUGUUCCUUCUUGAUUUUGACAGAGACUAGCACUAGAAGUUGUACACUCUCAUUCAUUAUGGUCAUUGAACAUCAACUACAAGGUCGUGACCAGUUUUCGUGACCAGUUUACAAGUUAGUAGUACUUAAAUAGAUACAAUAUCAUAGGCAGACUGCCUGGUAGGUUCACGUCAUCAACAUCAAAUAGAUACAACAUAGCAUCAAAAAACAUGAGCGGCCAGCAAAGGGAAUCCUCCGAGCCUUCGCACCGUAUUUGUUUUCUGCGUGAAAAUUUCGCGGAAUCAUCGAGGCCAAGUAGGUACUCCUAAUAUCUUAAUCUUUAUUAUCGCGUGAGCAACAAGAACGUGAAGCAAAACUUCUCACAGGUAGACAAUAAUAGCUACAUAUGAGAGGCCAUGACAUGACAUGACUUGGACUUCUACGUUAUUUGCUGGGAUUGUAUUUAGUUCUUGCAGUUCAAUCAUCACUAUAAAGAAUCUCCUGGUCCUAACGUCAAGAACAUGAAAAAAACCGAAAACCUCCAGGAGAAGAAAACCGAAUUUUCAAGCUGUUUUGGAACCCCGUGUUAUCAGAUGCACAGAUGUCCAGGAACAACGGCGAUCUGCAAGUGUUGCGCAGUUACGAAACUCCAGAAAACACUUCUCUGGAGGCCAUGCAGCUUCAGCGAUUAGUUUUCCUCCUUCAACAAGCUGUAGCUCGUCUUCAUCUAGUUCUUUUUCUUCGUCGCAAGUUCUUGUAGCACUGGAGGCAGGAAGACCUACAACUACGACAACUACUCUUGAAGAUGUUUAUCUCCGAGGAAAAGAAGAGGCUGUAGAAGCCGAGCAUCAAUCAGAGGCCGCGUUGAGUGUAGUGCAGAGACCACAGCGAACGGAUGAAGACCGCUUUCAGCUUGGUGAUCAUGACCACGCGUUAACAGACGAGGUUGUUGGUCGUGGUUCCUCUUCAUCUAGUGCACAACCCCGAAAACCUGAGGGAGUCACAUUAGUUUCCCCUGCGGUCUCUAGUGUGGCAAGCUACUGUAGCUCGUCGCCUGAAGAUUUGUCGGCAAGUCGUGGCAAGAUGUCGAUCUCAGGUGAAGUACAACACCAACGGAUGAGCAUAAGGGCGAACAAACGGUCUCCUCCAGACAAGAACAUAUGCAGAGGUGGCCAGUUGUUCUAUAAGAACAAACAAGCAGAAGGUGAAGGAGAUCCAGUUUCAACUUCAUCGUCCUCUGGUGGCGCGAUGAGAAGUCCUCAAACUACCACGUCCACAUUAAGGAAAGAUCACAGUUCUAGAAUUAGAAUAGAUGAUACAGUGAAGUCCCAAGAUUAUAUUUAAAUCCUCCUGUCCUCCCUGUGUUGACUGCGUGCCUUUGUUGACACAAGAUUAUCAUCAACAAUCCAACACUGACUUCUCCUCUAAGGUUACAAUUAGCGGCCAGCAAGAACCGAGACGACCACCAAUUGAAGAUGUCAACAUCCAGUGUAGGAGGUUCAACAUCUGCCUCGUCUUCGAAAGUAGGCGCUUCAUCUAAGCCUUGUUUUCCAAAUAGACCCAGUCGCAGAACCACGCCUUUUACUUCAGGCUCCUAUGCCAGCACAUUUGCGAAAACCGAAGAAAACCCAUUGGCUUCGCCUGGCCUAAAUAAAUGUCCAUCGACUUCUUCUUCAACAUCAUCAAACAAGGUGAAUCAUAGUCAAUAUACUGAAGAAGAUAGUGGUGCUAGUUGUAAUGGAAAGACGAAAACAACGAGAACAAAAGAAGCAGCAGAAGCAGCGGGCGGAGGUGGUGGUGGUGGUGGUGGUGUAGGAUUACGACCAGCCGAGACCGAGUCUUCAGUUGUAAGAAGUAAUCGGGGUGGUCAAAACCACGAAGACGGCCACUUCUUGGGUCGAGGCGAGCAAGAGAUAAGUAGAGUACUAGACCAAUGUCCAGCAGCACGGCCACCGAUUGCGCAACCCUCGGGAGCGAAUGAUGAGAUUUAUGACAGAGGAUGAGGAAGGUCUUCAGCUCUAGACCACCUUCUUACUCUUACAUAGGUAGGCCAUCUUGAAACAUGAUGUUCAUCACUUCUAUAUACUUAUAUAUUUAUAGUACCAAAUCCAAAUGAUAACUACACCUCUAAAAAUACCUCCACAGCGAUUGUUGCACCCCUUCCUCCUCCUCUUCGACUGGCGUGGUUUCUAGAGGUGGUAAGGGCGAAGUCCGGGGAAAGCGCAAGCAAGAGGAAGAAAGCGAAAAAUCGCCAGACGUCAUAAACAUGGUGGACACGCUCAACCAACGGUUAAAGACAUUCCUGCAUUAUGGUGGAUGAGUGUAUGUUUUAUGUUCGUUUUCCUUCGAGAAGCGAAGAUAUUUGCCAACAUCGUAGUUGAGGUAAUCAAUAAGAAUACAUCUACAUCAUAGUGCAUUCAAUCAUACUGUCUAGUAUCGCUUCCUCUCUAUUUUUCAUAUCUCCGACGCGAACAAUAAGUGCUCCUUCCUGGACGAAACAGCGACUACACCGAGCGCUUUCGAAGAAACAGCACGCGAUAGCACUUUGCUGACGAGAAAAAAAUCCUCUUCAUUCAGUGCAUCUUCUAGGAACAAGAAAAAACGAGAACGACCACCUACUUGUACUGCACUUGCUCCUCCGUCUUCUAGUGCUGGUCGUGGUACAACAGCGGUCUCCAACUACAUUUCCUCCUCUACCUCCUCCUCGACAACAUCCAGUAGUUCGUCCAGGAUGUGUGUUGGUGGAAAAAGUAGUAGUACAAAGACAACAAGCACAAGAACUGUUUCCACCACGUCGACUGCCAGUCCAGGUGGGUCCAACAAGGCAUCAUCAGCUUGUUCAUCUGGUACCACAGCUGCAUCUGCUCUUGCUAUGGAAACCACAACUAUAGAGGACUCCAAUCAUCUUAUUGAGCGAGAGCGUCAAAGAUUACAGAAUACUAGAACGCUAUUGGAAUGUAGUGACCAGCACGACGACGAAGACAACAUCGCGACCUCUGAGGUUUCUAGUACUCAAGUCUUUAGUGCCAAACUGCGGAACCUGGAAGCGAAAGUGAACAAACUGGAAGAGCAGAACAAAAUGCUCGAAAGACAAAACGAAAAACUCCGCCAGCCAAUAGCGGUCAUCGUGAACAACAGCAAUAGUACCAUAGAAGAUUGUGACUUCCGCCAUUCGUGAACAACAGCAAUAGUACCUUUCCAUAGAGAUAGAUAUUUAUAGAUUGUACCAUAGAGACAGAUCUUCGCUGUAAGCUUUCUGAAGAUUAGUACAGAAGAUAAUUGAGGUAACAUUGAUUUCCUAAUACGCUGCAUGCUGUAGUUGUUGUUCUCGGAUUUUACAGUAUAAGUUUUUCUAGUAUUUCUUCUUGCUUUUGCUGUUGCUCCGGUCCAUCCACACAAAUCCUAUCCAUCCCAACAGGUUCUUACCAACAGCAAGCGGAGAUGAAUCAGCAUAUUUACGCAGUUACUCCAGAGAUAGUGAAGCGUUAUCCUGAACAUCGGAGUCCCGGACCACUCGCACAACCAGUUUUGUGGACACCGGUAUAAUUGCUCCUGGAUUACUUAUAGAACGUGAGAACUUUCCAUGGCUGUUGUCAUGCACAAAGAAAAUAGAGUUUGAAUCAAUCACCGUAUAUCAGCAUGAAUCGACUACUUCGCCACUGCUAUUGCUCCACCUCUCCAGUCUCUACGUGCUGCGUUUCAACGACCUCCUGCUGGCGGUUUGACGCCUGUAGGUUUGAGGAUGGAGAGUCCCAAAUUCGCCUUCGUUCCUACGCCACGUGGCUCCCGGUUAAGUCCUAGGACGCCAGCGGCUUCUGCGGCGCACUCUGCCGGAUCAAUGGCUCGUUCACUGGGGCGACCACCAUUACAUCCUGCUUCUACAGGGGAAACGGUUUCUUCAUCGUCAACUAGUAGUAGAAGUAGUUCUUCUGCUACUUGUGCGCAGGAGGUGGCGCAGGUCGUGAUGAAUACGUCAGAAAGGGCUGUAGGUGCCCAAUUGCAGCUGAACCCCCAGAAACAACAACAACACAACCAGACGAGGUCAUCAGAACAAGCGCCAAGACUGCAAGCUGCGUCAAGGCAACACGGUGGAUAUCAUUUUUAUGGAUCGAUAAACAUUAAACAUGUAUCUUUCGAAAUCGAAUUGAAGACAUCGCAAUGGCAAUGUCAUCAAGGUCACCAUGAUUAAUGAUACAUCAUAGAGAAUCCGCGUCAACAUUUUGGUUACUUAUAACUUUUUCAUAAGAGACAAUCUUGGACUACUGUUACACCUUCACUUAACAAGUACUUUCACAUUAUACUCAACUACGUUCACACGCUAAUAUCCGCCACCGCCAACGAACACGACGCGUCCCCCUCACCAGCAUUUCCCGGGUCGCUUGACAAUGCCUCCGCUUGGUUUACUGUUGUCGCCUUGCGGUGGAAAAAGUCCGGCAAAUUUUUCAUCCCUGGUCGCAUCCUCCACCGCGACUUCUACUAAUCGCUCAACAAGACCCACCCCGAGCAACGCAACCAUUAAGGCUUACUCAGUAAUUCAUCUUAAGAGGCAUAGAUCUUUGGCCCUUUUUUUUAAGGAGACAGCACGCCAAAGAUGCAGCUUUUCAAGAUGAGUACUAUAAGUAAGUAAGGUCUACUAAUCACUACAGCAAUGAUUAUAGUAGUGGCGCCGGUGGGAGGAUAACAUCAACAAUGAGUUGCAGUACACUUCAAGGAGAAGGAUGGAACGAAACUAAUGCUAAUUCUACUUCUACUGGCAUCUUCGCAGGAGGACGACGAGCGACUCUGCAGUCUUAUCGUGUAUCAACAGGACAGCAGCAAAGUUGUAGCAUUAGGUCUGAAUGAUAUGUGAGGACUUGGACUACAACUAAAGUGAAAGACUAUGUAGAAAAGUACUAAAAUAAGAGAUGUUGAGCCUUAAUAUUUAUCCGUACGACGAAACGAAAGACUCAAGAAUAUUAAGCUACUUGACUUGUCAGGAGGUGGAAAUUUUCCUACAAAUUUUCCCUCCUUUUCCCUUUUGUUGGACUUACCCCCCGAAUCGGUAAACUCCAAUUCGGGGGGAAAAUCCAACAAAAGGGAAAGUGAUUACGAAUACUAAGUAAACUGGUAGAACAAGUUGGUAGAAGUUUUAUUAAGUUUUUUUUCUUUUCUUGAUGUUCCCCAAAUUAUUAAUAUUAAGUGAUUGCACCCACACCUUCCUCUUUCAUGAACUACACGACGAUCAAAAAGCAGACGUCACUGACGCAGUUACACCCAAAUCGUCCAGUGUCACCGUACGUGCCGCAAAAACCACCCAUGAUCGCCACUGCGAGUUUUGUGAUGCCCGGACCUUGUUCGAGCAAGCUGUUGCAACCGAGAUGA
Messenger RNA from Amoebophrya sp. A25, 5382 nucleotides. Lineage: Eukaryota; Dinophyceae; Syndiniales; Amoebophryaceae. The record is from the annotation of a GenBank genome assembly.